GACAGCUCAGACCACGUGAUCAGUUGAGCACCCCUUUCAGCUUGGCGUGGACAGACAAAGAAGAAGACAAAUAUGCCCGGCUUUGGAGGUGGAUUUGGUGGCGGUCGCGGAGGAGGUCGAGGUGGUGGUAUGGGAGGUCGCGGUAGAGGAAGAAAUCAAGGUGGUGACCCAGAUGACCCUGAAGCAGAACAGUACAGGAAGCUGUUUAUUGGAGGUCUGAGUUAUGAGACCACCGACUCAACACUUAAAUCCUACUUUGAAAAGUGGGGAACAAUUACAGACUGUGUUGUCAUGACAGAUCCUCAAACAAAAAGAUCAAGGGGUUUUGGUUUCAUCACAUAUGAAAAAGUAGCCAUGCUUGAUGAAUGCCAGGCUAACAGACCACACAAAAUUGAUGGCAGAGAAGUUGAAACAAAGAGAGCCAUGCCUCGUGAGGAGUCAGGAAGAUCGGAAUCUCAGAAAUCCAAUGAAAAAAUGUUUGUUGGAGGCCUUCGUGACACAACAACAGAAGACGAUGUGAGGGAAGCAUUCCAGGAGUACGGAAACAUCAAAAACAUUGAACUCAUCAAAGACAAAGCAACAAACAAGACCAGGGGAUUCUGUUUUGUCACUUUUGAUGACUAUGACCCCGUCGACAAAUGUGUUUUAAAAAAGAGGUUCAAAAUCUGUGACAAAGAUGUUGAAGUAAAGAAAGCUGAAAACAAAAAUGAAGGUGGAGGUCGCGGUGGCGGACCAGGUGGUCGUGGUGGUCGCGGGGGCGGACCUGGUGGUGGAUGGAACCAGGGAGGUUUUAACCAAGGAUUUAACCAAGGAGGUCCCUGGGGUCCCGGAGGUGGAAAUAUGGGUGGUGAUGGCGGCUAUCAGGGUGGCUACGGUGGAGGUGGCGGAGGAUAUGGUGGUGGUUAUGGCAAUAACCAGGGUGGUAACUGGGGUGGAAACCAGGGAGGCUACAAUGAAGGAUACGGAGGUGGAUAUGGAGGAGGACAAGGUGGAGACUGGGGUGGAAACCAACAGUUUGGAACUGGCUACCAAAACAACUUUGGUGGUGGUGUAAUGAAGGGCGGUGGCUAUGGACAGAGAGGUCAGGGCCCGUAUGGAGGAGGUCCUGGAGGUUAUGGCGGCGGUGGCUAUGGUGGUGGUGGAGGAGGUGGCGGCGGCGGUGGUUAUGGUGGAAACCGUCGUUGAUCAUAUCUCUCAUCAUAUUGUGUAUCACUGCAGGGUAUAAGUGUGAUAAAUCCAGAGGAAAUAUUAGGAAGCAAACUGGAAUAUAAUUGUAGCCAUCAGGAAUAUAUUCUGCCCUAGACCAGAGUGUCCAGCUAAAUAAGUGAUUUGUUAUCAUGGGAUUAAGCAGCUUAAGCUCACAGGAUUUUAUUCUCAGCGCAAAUGGAAGAAAACCCUUAACACCAGACUACUAAAUAGAUGUUAGUCAAAAGCUAUACUCCCAUAGCUUUAGCAUAGUGAUAAAAUUAUGAACCUGGAGAUAUGAAGGAAUAACACAAUCCUGGUAUUAGAAACAGUCUAAGUAGAAGAAAUUUCUCAUCUAAGUAGUGAAGUCUGUUACAAUCCACUUUGUCAUUAUCAAGGCAGCUCACAAACUUAAGUUUGCAUAGCUAAUGAUUCCUUUCAUCAGCAGAGCUCACAGUCUAGAGGGAAAUUUCUGUCAAAAAGAAAAGUUUAUACCCUCAGUGAUACACAUUUUAUUAUGUCUUUUAUUAAAAUCGUCUUUUGAUAUGUCACCGAUCAUUUCUUUAAAAGAAGUGGUAUAUGUUGUCUUCAUUUUGUCAUUUUAUUGUCCUAUCAUGAGUUGAUUGUGAGAACUAAAAUAAAUAAGAAAUUUUAUAUACAA
Messenger RNA from Magallana angulata, 1846 nucleotides. Its product is annotated as heterogeneous nuclear ribonucleoprotein A3-like. The record is from RefSeq and is a predicted model, not a curated record. Bases 73 to 1185 code for a protein of 370 amino acids. Gene Ontology annotation, molecular function: RNA binding. The transcript has 12 exons. Lineage: Eukaryota; Metazoa; Mollusca; Bivalvia; Ostreida; Ostreidae.